GGACUGCCGGUGUGGUGGUGCGGCUGGAUCUGGGAGCUUUGAGGGAGCGAGCGGUGGAUGGACUGGAGGCCGCCUCCCGCACCGUCUUCUCCGGCCCCCGCCCUGUAGACCGCAUCCGCUCCGCCGCCUGCCGACUGCUGUCCGCCCGCACCGCCUCGCUGGGCGGGCGCGCGCACUGCUGCCGGCUGGCGGCCCUGGCUCGGCAGCUGGCGGGGGAGCUGCCGGCGGAGUGCUUCGACCCCAGCAGGCUGGUGGGGCUGCUGCGCAUGCUGGAUUCCGAGCGUACGAACAACAUCAUGCACGUCUUCAAGAAGCCGCUGCCCACCCGCUCAGCGGGUGCGGGGCUGGAGGGGGAACCCGUGAUAACCCUGGUGACGCUCAAUGUGGGCAGGCUGCUGGACGAGGCGGGGGUGCGGAAACUGGAUCCAGCAGCACCCGCAUCGGCAUCAACACCAGCACCAUCGUCAUCAUCAUCAGCAGCAGUCGCAGCUGGGCCACUAGCGGUGAUCAUAGAGCCCAGUAGGGGGGCUGGCAUGGGCGGCGGAGGCGGAGGCGGCGGCAGCAGUCGUACUGAGGGCAGCUGGCGGGCGACGCUGCCUGAAUCCACGUCAGCGUCAUCGGCGGCGGCGGCGACUCGGUCGGCUCGUCAGGCGGCUGCGGCGUCGGCGGCGGCUGCCUUGCUGUCUGAGGGCCCUGCGGACGUCACCGACCCCCCCUCCUCCCUCUCCCUCCACUCCUCCUCCACCAGCCACACCACACGCAGAGCCACCGCUACCUCCUCCGCUGCUGCUGCCGCUGCACAGCUGCCGGCAUCACCUGAGGGCGGCCACCCAACAUGGGAACCUACCACCGCCACCACCACCACCAUCACCACAACCCCCGGUAAAAGCGGUAGCAACCCUGCUGCUGCAGCUUCAGCUUCCCGCAGCAGCAACAACAGCGGUAACAGCGGCGGCGGGCCCCCUGCUCCCCCUCGUCCUGCUCUGCCCCAGCGGCCGGCUGCCGGCAACUGCCCGUUCUACAUGCGGCAUGGCACGUGUGGGUUCGGCGCCGGCUGCAAAUACCACCACCCGCCUCUGCACGAGGAUGGUCAUGAUAAACAGCAGCAGCAGCAGCAGCUACAAGGAGGGCACCCGCAAAAGCAGCAGCAGCAGCAGCAGCAGACGUCUUCGGCUGCAACUGCGGCAGCAGCGGCGGCCAUUGCAGCGGCCAAUGCGGCUGCGUCUUCCGCUGCUGCCGCUGCCGCUGCUCGCAGGCAGUCCUCGGACUCUCUAGACCUGCCGCACCUCCGCCCCCAGCAACGCCCGACCCAACCCGCACAACAACAACACCUACCCCAGCAACAACAGCAGCAGCAACAGCAGCAGCAGCAGCAGCAGCCCCACAGCCUCAUCUACCACCACCAACGGGCCGAGCCGCACCCCUCCCACCCGUCUCAGCCUAACACCUCAUCCGCCGCCUCCACCACCCACCUCCCUCCCUCCCCGUCACCCCUCCUCUUCCCCUCCUCUCCUCCUCCUCCUCAACCCCCCAGCUGCUCCCCGAGCGGUUUGAAGUACGACACGUCGUCACCGCUUGCACUCCCGAUCACCUAGACAUGCUACAACACUGCUACGCGGCGGCGCAGGUCGCCAUCGCAUGCAAACUGCCGUACAACCACCACCUUAACCACCACUACCCACAGCAGCAACAGCAACAGGAGGCACAGGCGCCGUGUCUGGUGCAGCUCUACGCGCCGGCGGUGUCAACGACGACGACGGCUGCGGCGGCGGGAACAGGAGCAGCAGCGGCGGCAACAACGAGAGGGGUCAGCGGCGGCGGCAGCGGUGCUAACGCCAGCGGAGGAAGUGGAGGAGGGGGAGGCGGGGGGCGUUGGCCUGCCACGGUGUAUCUGGUCGACCCGGGUGCAGGGGGAGGAGGUGGCGGGCGAGGGGCGCUGCUGCUGGCUAGCCUCGGAGCCCUGCUGGAGGACCCCGCCGUAUCCAAGCUGGUGUACUGCAGUGCCGAUGUCGUACCGCACCUCGUACGGAGCUGCGGCGUCGCCCGGAUCGCGCCGCUGUACGACAUAGCCGUACUGCACAACAUGCUGGCAGUGAUGACGGCGGUGGCGGCGGUGACGGCGGCGGCGGCGGCAGGG
Astrephomene gubernaculifera is the source of this 2137-nucleotide messenger RNA. The record is from the annotation of a GenBank genome assembly. Lineage: Eukaryota; Viridiplantae; Chlorophyta; Chlorophyceae; Chlamydomonadales; Astrephomenaceae.